AUGACGGACUUGGUUGUUCAUUGCUCUCAUUUGGAUUUCAACGGCCAUGAGUAUGGCUGUGUUGAUGAUUUGUUCGUAAUCAAACCAUUCGAAGGCGAAAUGGACAUCCGCAGCCUGGAAGCUUAUCCCAUGAGUUAUUUUGACAAGAAGAAGCUUGAUAUUCGGGGCGAGAGGUUCGUCGAUGCUACAAGUGUAACACACAUGCAGCACCAGGGCCUUACGGUGGGACCAAGCCGCGACGAGAUCGAUAGCCCUGUUAUUAUCGAUGCGAGGAUGGCCUCCUUCGAGGACAAACAGUCCUGGGAAAGAACAGGCAUGCAGCUACCAACAUUUACGAAGCCAACAGAGUCUAGGGAAAUGGCGAGGUACAGCAUGACAGACCCGGACGAAGCUUGUAUUACCGGCGCGCCAAGUUGCGGCAAAUAG
Podospora pseudopauciseta is the source of this 426-nucleotide messenger RNA. RefSeq lists its product as uncharacterized. NCBI's taxonomy places the organism in Eukaryota, Fungi, Ascomycota, Sordariomycetes, Sordariales, Podosporaceae. The transcript is spliced from 2 exons. The record is from RefSeq and is a predicted model, not a curated record. Bases 1 to 426 code for a protein of 141 amino acids.